This is a messenger RNA of Daphnia pulicaria, 3068 nucleotides long. RefSeq names its product serine/threonine-protein kinase 32C-like. Bases 981 to 2846 code for a protein of 621 amino acids. The record is from RefSeq and is a predicted model, not a curated record. NCBI's taxonomy places the organism in Eukaryota, Metazoa, Arthropoda, Branchiopoda, Diplostraca, Daphniidae. Gene Ontology annotation, biological process: protein phosphorylation; intrinsic apoptotic signaling pathway in response to endoplasmic reticulum stress; IRE1-mediated unfolded protein response. Gene Ontology annotation, molecular function: ATP binding; RNA endonuclease activity; protein serine/threonine kinase activity. The transcript has 10 exons. Gene Ontology annotation, cellular component: IRE1-TRAF2-ASK1 complex.
GGAUAUGCCAACGCUAACGUGUAUUACAUAUAGAUUAUGAUGAAGAUAAGGUUUUGAAAUGCCAACUGAUAUUGCGUUAUCCAUCGUUAUCUGUUCAAAUGGGGCAGUUUAUUUUUUUCAAUAUCUUGACCAGUGAUCAAAACGCAUAGACUUUCUAAUAACUAAAUUGUGAACGUUCAUCUUCAUUUUUUGGCUUAUAAAAAAUGUCAAAACUCUGUUUUGGAGAGUUUCCAUUCAAUUCUUGUACAGUCAGCCUUCUCAGAAGUGACAGAAAUGGCAGAAUAUUGAAAUGGAACUUUAAGGGUAAAUUUGUUGCUGUAAAGAAACUGCUUUUCAAUUCGGAUAGCUACAAAGAUCAGCCAUCUUUGAAGUCCCACUGGGAAAAGUUGGUGCAAUUGCGUGACGAACAUCUUAUUCAAUACCUACUAUUAUCUAACGUAAAAGAGGACGAUGUGAGAUACCUCGUCCCGGUAAUGGAUUGGUGUGGGGGUUCAAUGCUGGACUAUUGCCGCGGAAUCCUUGACAAAAGUUUUGCAUCGCUUGUCAAAUCAGCUGAUGUCAUGUGGCAAAUAACCUGCGGUCUUGAUUUUCUCCAUAGCCAUAAAAUUGAUCCUGGAAAUUUAAAAUCUAAAAAUGUACUGUUUUGGAAAAAAAAUUCGAAAUCAAGACAGGUUGUUGUCAAACUAACAGAAUAUGGAUACAGCUAUCAUCGGUGCGAGGAUAAGAUUAUUAACCUCGCUCCUCUGCUCGGUCGCUUGUUCUACUCUGCUGCCACCAAAGAAGAAACCGGACCCAAUGGCUCCUUUACUCUUGACAGCUUGACUGAAAUUGAUGUUAACCACAGAGUCUUUGCGUUGGAUUUAAUCAGCCUUCUUAUUAAUAGAAGUCUUUCAAACAGUUUUGACGCGGGAACACUUCUUUGACAUCCCUUUUUUACUCGUUGCACAGACGAAGGACGAAUUAGGUUGACCCAGGAUUUAAUGGAAGAUAAAGUGGAUCUUAUAUGGAACGACACAGAAAAGCUCCAAAAUUGGUUAGAGUCUUUAGAUGAGAAGAAGUUUUUAGAUGAAGAUUUCAACGACUUUAAAGACAUUUUUCUUGAAUGGGAAACUCAAGACUCGGCCAUUAGAAAAGCGUUGAAAACACCUCAGCUACUCUCCGAAUACAUUUGGCAUACAGCAACCGAAUCCGAGGGAAAUUAUAAACCAAAAUCCAUUAAAUUAAAAAAAAAAUUAGGAGAAGGAAAGUGUUGGACAGUUUUCGAAUGCGAAUAUAUUACGGAUGGAAGCGUAUAUCUGACUGCUUGCAAGAAAUGCAAGCCAGGAUCCGAUGAGGACUUUAACGUAGAAAUUAAGACUCUUCGUAAACUGAGCCAUUUGUUUGUCGUCAAAUAUCUAGAUGUGGUCACUAUGAAUUCCGAGAAGUUUAUUGUGAUGGAGUUAUGCGAAGGAUCCUUAAAAGAUUACGCCGAAGGAAACUUGAAAGAAAUUCCUAAAGAUUCACUGGAUGAAAAAAUUCUUUUAAGUCAAGUAGCUCUUGGUCUUGCCUUCAUCCAUGACAAAGGAAUAAUUCACAAAGAUUUGAAAUUAGACAACAUUCUCCUCAAGCGUCAAUCUAAUCGUCUGGUUUUAGCCAAAAUAGCUGAUUUUGGAUUCGCCAAGGAACUGAAACUUGGUAAAUCCGAGUUCAGUCAAACUAAGCACGCUGGCACAGAAAAUUACAUGUCACCUGAACUUCUCAAAGCUAAAAACGGUGUCUAUCCGGCCUCCUUUGCUAGUGAUGUGUACGCUCUGGGAAUAAUAAUUGCGCAAAUAGCAUUGAAGGGGGAACAUCCUUUUAGUGCCCAUGAUUCCUGGCGAAUUAUAUCCAUGAUUGAGGGUUUGACUCCACAAAAUCUCCAUGGACUACGCUCGGAACUGAUUGACCUGAUUCGAAAGUUAACCGACAAAGAUCCUAAAAAACGCCCUGCGAUGGUCCUAGUAUUGCAUCAUCCUUAUUUUGUCUUGACGAACGACAGAACCAUAAAACGUUUCGUCAAUCAGUUCUGGGAUGGUUUGAAGUUAAUACUUCCCAGAGGCGAUCACACAAAAAGAGUUAUGCCUAUAUUAUACGAAAAAAUACUCAGCAACCAAAAUUUCCAAGAGUGGUAUGAUAGUGUUUAUGAUGAAAUGCCAAUUACUGAGAAGGAGAAAGAAGAAAUGGGAAAUACCCUUCGCAUGUUCAAAAAUUUGAAGCCUGACAUUACAUGCGACGAUCUAUACCCAGACAAAGAAUACGUAAACAUAAUUAAGGAAGGCAUCUCAUCUGAAUACGAUGGGAUCAAAAAUUAUGUUAAAGAGAUCACCUCGCUUUAUCCUUCUGGCCUUUCUCGAUAUCGCCUGUACAAGCUGGUUAAACGAGCACCAACAUUUCUUGUGCCUUACUUCUCGUCUCAAUUACUCGACUUGUUCCCUAUCAUCAAUACGCAGGCGCAUAAUAACCCGCUGUUAAAGACUUCAAGUCAGAGGAAUAAGGAUCCUGAAUCGAGUAAAUCAAGUGUAAAGCAACAUAGACUUGAGAUUGUUUCCGAGUUAGAAUGGAGCAGCACGUAUUACGACGACGACGAGGAACUUAUUGAUGAUCUGUGGAACAUCAAAUACGCAGGACACAACGAAUAUUCAAAAGAAACCAUAAAAGAAAUGAUAAGAACGCUAGAAAAAUGCACGGUUUCCGAGAAGAUUUGGUCUGCAUUGCUGAAUUGGAACGAAAUAGAUUUCACUGAGCUGAUUCUCGCAGCAGUUAAUUCGCAUUCUUCAAACGCCCCAAAAGUAACCGUAAAUUGUAAAUUAGUUCACACCAAAAUGUGAGAUAUUACAAAAAGUGAAUAAGAAAAUUAGCUUGUGAAAAGAAAAAUAAGCGACUAGUUUAAGUCUAAACGAAAAACAUGAAACUCAAAUUCCGGGUUGAAUCGAUAUGAGUCUGCAGAGCAGUUGAAGACACACCUUGACGAUUUCUUUCUGUUUAAAAAAAAAGGUUGUACAGAAUUCUUACUUGUCAUAGUACUGGCGUCCACGGAAAGCAACAAGAUA